This is a messenger RNA of Aspergillus welwitschiae, 1005 nucleotides long. Its product is annotated as putative mitochondrial carrier protein. The transcript has 4 exons. Gene Ontology annotation, biological process: transmembrane transport. The record is from RefSeq and is a predicted model, not a curated record. Gene Ontology annotation, molecular function: transmembrane transporter activity. Bases 64 to 951 code for a protein of 295 amino acids. Lineage: Eukaryota; Fungi; Ascomycota; Eurotiomycetes; Eurotiales; Aspergillaceae.
CCUACAAUGCUCAUUAUCACCAUUUGCUGCUAAAUCGUUCAUUCAGCACUGGCCCCUCGGCCCAUGUCUUCCGACUUCUGGGCUGGCUACCUUAGCGGUGCCAUUGGAAUCAUCAUCGGCAAUCCCCUCGAUGUCAUCAAAGUGCGGUUGCAGGCAGGAAGCACUCCAGAUGUCGCCGCCUCAACCACACCCCAGCAACUGAGUCGCUUUGAUAGCGCUACUUCUCUUGUUCGAGGCGCCGCUGCACCAAUACUCGGAUAUGGGGCCCUCAAUGCACUACUCUUUGUGGCUUAUAACCGAUCCUUGAAGUUCUUGGAUAGUUCAAUCAUUGACCCUACAAACCCACAAGGUGUCCCCUUAAGCAAGAUCUGGCUUGCCGGUGCUGCAGGUGGGGUGGCCAGCUGGACUGUGUCAUCUCCGACGGAGUUCAUCAAAUGUAGGGCCCAGCUUGACUCACGACCCGGGGUGUCGUCAUGGACAGUUGCAAAAGACAUUGUCCGAACACGCGGCUGGACGGGCCUUUAUUACGGAGGAGGGGUCACUUGUGCUAGAGAUGCAAUUGGCUAUGGGUUUUACUUUUGGUCUUACGAGUACUGCAAGCGGCUUACGGCCUCUAAUGACGAUGAUGCGACAAUGACUGCUACGAAAGUCUUAUUAUGCGGUGGUAUUGCUGGAAUUGUUACCUGGGCAUCUGUCUUCCCAUUAGAUGUGAUCAAGACAAGACUGCAGGCGAGGACGAUUGAAUUGUCCCCAGAACAUCGCCCCUUGGUGCAGCCCUCAGCCAAGCCAUACACCGCAAGCUCCAUUCAAAUUGCCAAAGAAGCUUAUAUCAAUGAAGGACUCAAAGCUUUCUAUCGUGGCCUAGGAGUUUGUAGUGUGAGGGCCUUCAUAGUCAAUGCUGUUCAGUGGGCGGCAUACGAGUGGCUGAUGAAGUAUUUACAAAAUCCAUAAACGUACAAUGCAACAAUGCCCAAGCAUCUACAAACUACGGAGUACUCCGCAAGG